CUGAGAGUUGAGAGGAUAACAGAACUCCAGGAGCGCAAGUGCAAGGGCAACUUCUACUCCAGUAGGCAGAGGAAACAAGAUGGAUCAGCCAGGCCAAUCUGCAAGCGAUUCCGACGACUCCUACGUUAUAGAGAUAGAGAUGCCUCAGUCUCAGCUGGCCAAUGAGCUGACGAAGGAACUAAAGGCCCUGGAAUCAUCCAAGGCGCACAUUGGUGACGGGGGGCGCUCUUCUUCUCCCAUCAUCGUCGCCAAGGUCCGCGACCUCACACGCAACGUCGACAGCAGCGAGUACGACCCUAACCACGUGGCCAUCGGCCCGUACAACCACCCUCGACCACAGAGCAACAGCCUGCACCUCGCCAUGGAGAAGGACAAGCUGUCGAGCCUCCAAAGGGUGCUCUCGGCGGCAAAGGUGGAGAGACCCGGCGUGACAGUGGACAUGUACGUCAAUGAGCUCACAUGCCUCGAGGAGUCCGUGAGAAAUUGUUACGCCAACACGUUUGAUGACAUGACGAGCGAGCAGUUUGUGCGCAUGCUCCUCCUCGACGGUUGCUACAUACUCUCCCGCCUGGUUGACCUCCCAGUCCGGGCAGAGGCACAACCCGCCGACGUUGCACCGGGGACUGCGGAAGCCGGCGUCCGGUCGGCAAACCGGGCAGAGGCGCUUGCGGUUGUCCGCGACGUGUUUUUCCUUGCAGAGAACCAGAUACCCUUCUUCGUCCUUGAGAAGAUAGGGGAGCUGACAACUUUGAAUGGUAAGGAUCGUGUGAUUAAAGAGAUCGCGGAGUACGCCCAGAAACUCAUGAGUGUACACAAGUACGUAGUGGGAUCGCCGUCCAUGGUGGUGCCGGGCAAUCUUCUCCAUCUUCUUCAUACGCACUUGAAGCCUGCUGCACCCUCUGUCUCGCCUACUGCAACAAUCAAAGGCGCCAAUCCCGUGUCUGUGAGCCGAUGGCGCUCCGCGACGGAGUAUAGGUUUGCAGGGGUGACGUUCAAGCGUCAGUCCAUGAGCAAGCCGGAGCACGCACCACGUUGCAUUCUUGACGUGAAGCUGGAUUGUGGCGGCACCCUGGAGGUCCCCGUCCUCGACAUCGACGGCGAGACGUGGCGACUACUGCGCAACCUGAUGGAGCUUGAGCAGCGGAACCGGGAGGCGGUGGGGAGCCACGUCACAGCAUACUGCGUGUUCAUGUCACAGGUGGCCUGCACCACGAAGGACGUAGAGCUGCUGUGGAAGAAGGGCAUCAUCGUGCACAGUCACGGCAACAAUGACGAGGUGGCCAAAUGCUUUGCGGACCUCUGCAAGGGGAUCCUAUUUGAUCCUGACGAUCCUGAUUGCAACUACCUGCGGGAUACAUGCUUGAAUCUGGAGAAGCGUUAUCAGAGUUACUGGCGGAGGUGGAUGGCGUGGCUCAGGCGGAAGUACUUCACCAACCCUUGGCUCGCCGUCGGGCUCGUGGCAGCUGCCAUUGGCCUAGUUUGCACUGUCAUCCAGGCAGUGUACUCUGCUUUGAGUUACAAAGACUGAGGGAAUUAGGAUAAACUGUUAUUACGUGUUGUCAUGUUUCAACGUGAGAAUAACUACGUGUUGUUUAUGUAAUUAUGUUC
Molecule: messenger RNA, 1608 nt
Organism: Hordeum vulgare subsp. vulgare (domesticated barley)
Lineage: Eukaryota; Viridiplantae; Streptophyta; Magnoliopsida; Poales; Poaceae
Product: UPF0481 protein At3g47200-like
Exons: 2
Coding region: 80-1528 (482 amino acids)
Source: RefSeq, a predicted model, not a curated record